AUGGACUUAGUGAACCAGAAAAACGAAGAAUGGCAAGGUCGUACCUUGUCUCAACCAGCUGGUGGCAACACACAUCUUUUGCCCCCUGCCAGGCCCCAGUUUGACCCCCAAUUAUGUACUGAUUCAUUAGAGGGGUUGGGCUAUAACUACGGCGCUACAGAUAGUCUUUGGGCUGUCCCUUGUCCUGAUUAUAUGGGUACUCAGCUCGAUCCACGAAUCACACUCAACAAUUUCCAAGAGCGUCCCGAUCGCACAACAUCACAGGACGCGCGGGUCGGGAUAUGGUUCACUGAAAUUCAACAUGAAACUAACGACCAACCGCUUGCGUCUGCAGCCACACCUAGACAACCCAAAGAGCCACAAUACUCAACUAGGAUUGAGGAAAACUUACCACAGACUCAGGCUCAAGCCGUUAUGGCUAGUACCGCCUAUACUACCUAUUCGGAAUUUCCCGGAGGCUUACCCGUUAACAAUGUUCCUCACGUCCUUGACUACUGCGGCGAACCAAUAAAUUGGGAUGAUAGUAUUAGGGGAACCAUGGUACACUUGCAAGAAAUGGAGGAAUAUUUUCGAAAUGAUACCAAGAGACGGAUAGCUCAAAUGAAAGGCAGCUUAUAA
This is a messenger RNA of Hypoxylon trugodes, 618 nucleotides long. RefSeq lists its product as uncharacterized. Lineage: Eukaryota; Fungi; Ascomycota; Sordariomycetes; Xylariales; Hypoxylaceae. The record is from RefSeq and is a predicted model, not a curated record. The transcript has a single exon. Bases 1 to 618 code for a protein of 205 amino acids.